UUUCAGUGGGCUGAAGCCAUAUAGGGAGUCGACUUCGAAUUGUAGCGACAGCCCUGACAGCGCAGCUCAAGAAUACAUACGUAUGAAAUACAAUGAACGCGCCGCCAAGCGCUUGGUGUGAUUAUUUUCCAGCAUCAGAAUUCAGUCCAAAGGAUAGGCGCGCCCUGCUGAUAGACGACCUCCUAAAAUUCUUCACCAGCGAUGCUGGCUGCUCUUUCGUCCAGGCGUUGCGGCCGUCGCGCGUGAACGGUUGCUAUGUGCUCCAGGUCGACUAUGCCGACCUUGAAACCAAAUCGGGUUUGCCUGAUGUGCCGGCUGCGCUCGACGGCUCGCCCGUGGAGGCCCUGGGCUGCGUGGCCGUGGCCGCACACGAGGCGGCGUUUAAGCACGGCAAGGGGCGGCUCGCAGAUGGGAUCUCGGCGGCCCCCAUGCAGAGCGGCGCCACGCAUACAGCCCCGGGGGCAGCUAACGGCGUGCCGCCUCCCGGCCGCGUCAUGGUGCGACUGUACAACCACCCCGCCUCCCUAACCCACAUCCGCGCCCUGAAGUCGAGCUCCAUUGGCAAGCUGGUCACCCUGCGCGGCACGGUCGUGCGCAUGACCCCCGUGCGGCCGUUGGUGACCCAUAUGGACUUCGUAUGCGCCAAGUGCGGCUCCCGCACCACACAGGCCUUCACCGACGGCGUGUAUGCGUUGCCCACUAAAUGUGCUGGUGACGGCUGCCGCAGCCGGACCUUCGCGCCACACCGUGCCUCAGCCCGCUGCGUGGACUGGCAGAAGAUUCGGUUGCAGGAGCUGCUGGGUGCUGACAAGGCGGCUGAGGGGCAGGUGCCCCGCAGUGUGGAGGUGGAGCUGUCCGGUGACCUGGUGCACGGGGCGGUGGUGGGCGACGUGGUGACGGUGGUGGGCAUCGUCAAGGUCAUGGCCACAGGGGACGACCUGGGCAAGUUCGCGGCGACCGGCAGCGUCAAUGGCGGUGGGCCUCCUGGCGGCCCUGGUGGCUUUCAGGGCGGUGGGGGAGGUGGUGGUGGCGGCGGCGCUGGCGGCUCCCGCAACGGCAGCUCCCUGUUCCUCAUGUACCUGGAGGCUGUGUCGCUGAGCUGCCCCAGGCAGCAGCUGCAGGGAGAGGUGCCGCUGUUGGGCGACAGCAGUGCCGCGGGCGGGCUGCCGGGCUCCACCUCCCUGCCGUCGUUCAUCACCCGGGACCUGGCGUUUGUGGUCAAGUUUUGCGAGACAUUCGGCGGCGACCAGCUGCGGCAGCUGGUCCACGCGCUGUGCCCCUCCAUCUACGGCCACGAGCUGGUCAAGGCAGGCAUCGUGCUGGCGCUACUGGGGGGCGUGCGCAAGCACACAGGGGCUGAGGGAAGCGGCGGAGCCGGAGCCGGGCCGGAAUGCCAGCCGAGGGCGGGGCGAGUGCCGGUGCGCGGUGACAUCCACGUGCUGGUGGUGGGAGACCCCGGCCUGGGCAAGAGCCAGCUGCUGCAGGCCGCAGCCGCAGCGGCGCCUCGUGGCAUCUACGUGUGUGGCAACACUUCCACCUCGGCCGGCCUCACAGUCAGCGUGGUCCGUGACGCCGUCACUGGCGAUUCAGUCCUGGAGGCUGGUGCGGUCGUGCUCAGCGACUGCGGGCUGUGCUGUGUGGAUGAGUUUGACAAGAUGACGAACGAGCACCAGGCGCUGUUGGAGGUCAUGGAGCAGCAGGAGGUGAGUGUGGCCAAGGCGGGCCUGGUUGCAAACCUGCCGGCACGCGCCUCCAUCCUGGCCGCAGCCAACCCGGUGGGCGGACACUACAACCGGGCCAAGACACUGGCGGAAAAUCUAAAGGGCACCUCGCCCGCCAUGCUGAGCCGUUUCGACCUGAUCUUUGUGCUGCUGGACCGGCCGGAUGAGCAGCUGGACCAGGCGUUGAGCGAGCACGUCAUGGCGCUGCACAGCGGCAUGGCGGACCGCGCGGACAAGGCGCGGCAGCGACUGCUGCAGUACGGCUCCUCCGCGGGGCCGGUGGGGCUGCUCACGGCUGGCCCCUCAGCCUCGGGCCUGGGCGGCCCCAGCCAGUCCUACGGCGGUGGCACACAGGCUGGAUUCGGGGCCACACAGGCCGGCGGUCCGGGUGGUCCUGGUGGCGGGCGGGUGCCGCUGUCGCAGCGGCUGAAGCUGUCGGGCGCCGAGGGCGACAACGCCAAGCUGCCGAUACCGCUGCUGAAGAAGUACGUGCAGUACGCGCGGACGUACUGCCAUCCGCGCCUGUCGGAAGAGGCCAAGCAGGUGCUGCAGGCCUUCUACCUCCAAAUGCGGGCGCAGGCGGUGCCGGGCUCCAAGAACCCUGUCACGGCCCGGCAGCUGGAGAGCUUGGUGCGGCUGGCGGAGGCGCGGGCGCGAGCGGAGCUAAGGCCUGUGGUGGAGCGAAGCGACGCGGAGGACGUGGUGGACCUGGUGCGCGAGGCGCUUUACGACCGCUUCGGGGCGGACCUGGCACUGGGCUGCACCGACUACCGCGCAGGCGGCGGCCGCGCGGGCAGCCGCGGCGCCGAGACGGCCCGCUUCAUGUCCGCACUGCGACGCCAGGCGGAGCGCGAGGGCCGCUGCGUGUUCUCCUCCGCCGAGCUUUACAGCCUGGCCAACGAGCUCAGCCUGGCGGUGCGGGACGUGGCGGCGUUCGUGGACCAGCUCAACGAGUCGGGCCAACUGCUCAAGCGCGGCGGCGGGCAGUACAAGGUGGAGGGGGUAUCGCUGCCCAGCGCUUCCAACCAGGGCAACGGCAGCGUAUGCUUUUAGGUAAAGGCUGGCACGAGCAUGUGACGCAGGGGUACUUGGAGGAUUGUGAAAGUUGUGUGUCAAGCCAUGGGAGUGCGGCAAACAGGACUGGCAGCAUGCAUAGUGCAGAGUGGGAGGGCAUAUGAGCAAGGCAAAGUGGUAGACUGAGAGAGAAAGUGACGGUGGACGUAGCAGGAUGUGGUGCGUGUUUCAAUGCUUGCGCGCGUGCGGAGCGUUGUUAGCAUUGUCUUCUAACAGCAUAUGCAGGCCAGAUGCUUGCCAGGAUGUGUCCUUUCAAGUCUCC
Molecule: messenger RNA, 3057 nt
Organism: Chlamydomonas reinhardtii
Lineage: Eukaryota; Viridiplantae; Chlorophyta; Chlorophyceae; Chlamydomonadales; Chlamydomonadaceae
Exons: 19
Coding region: 93-2774 (893 amino acids)
Cellular component (GO): MCM complex; nucleus
Molecular function (GO): ATP hydrolysis activity; single-stranded DNA helicase activity; ATP binding
Source: RefSeq, a predicted model, not a curated record